Molecule: messenger RNA, 2518 nt
Organism: Eriocheir sinensis (Chinese mitten crab)
Lineage: Eukaryota; Metazoa; Arthropoda; Malacostraca; Decapoda; Varunidae
Product: probable RNA-binding protein EIF1AD
Exons: 3
Coding region: 265-801 (178 amino acids)
Biological process (GO): translational initiation
Cellular component (GO): nucleus
Molecular function (GO): translation initiation factor activity; RNA binding
Source: RefSeq, a predicted model, not a curated record
UGUACCCAUUCUAGCACUAGAGGAGGAAAGGUAAACAGAGUCACGCCAUUGAAGAGCGGAGUGCUAAGAAGCAGAAGAGGAAGGAAAGUGAUAAUAAGCAGAAGAAAGAGGAGGACAUACGAAGCGAUAGAAAGCGGAACAGGUCAAGAGAAGAAGGAAAAGUAGAAGGACAAAAGAAGAAGAAGGGUGUAGAGAGAUUUCGAAGUCUCUCCUCCAUGCUUUGCUGUUUGCUUCUGGACUCAGCGGAAGGAACAGCAUUUGAGAAUGUCGGUGACCACGAAGAAGAAGCAUGUUGAGCGUGAGCUAUACGAAGAUUUCAGUCUUCCGCAAGAACACCAGUCCAUUGUGAGGGUCCUGAAACCAUGUGGAAACAAUCUCCAUCAGGUAACAACAGCUGAUGGGGAUGUGUUUCUGGCUUCCAUGCCACAUAAGUUCCGUAAACAUGUUUGGAUCAAGCGUGGCGACUACGUGGUGACUGAGCCCAUCCCGGAAGGAAAUAAAGUGCGGGCAGAGAUUGUACGCAUUUUGAUGAAAGAUCACAUACGACACAUCAUAGCAAAUAAUAUGUGGCCAGCUACCUUUUCAGGACAAUGUGAUGAAGAGAAAGACAAACUGUGUAAUGUUCCACAAGAGAUCAGUGGCAGCAAGGACAGUCUAAGUGAUUCUGAUAACGAUGAUUUGAUGAAAAAUCCAAAUCGACCCAGAGUGGUGCCAGACUCUGACAGUGAAAGCAGUGAAGCCAGUGACUGUGAUGAUAUUGAGGGCAGUGAUUGUGAUAACAAUGAAGAUAGUGGCACGUAAGAGUAAUAUGGUAAUGUUAAUAAAAAUAUAAUGUCUUUCUUGUUUGAAUGAAACCACCACACCUAAGUGUACUGUUAGUCUACCAAGUGAGAGGAGGUGGAUCUGGUAAAUCUGCCAAGUACAGUAAUCCACUAUGCAUGGCUCUCAAUGAUUAUGAGAAGGCAUUUGACUCAGUUCAAAUUUCAGCAGUCCUGCAGACAUUCAGGAGGCUGGGCGUGGAUGUAAGUGUAUAUAUACGUAUGUCAAACUUAUGAGGUAGAACUUACUUUUUAUUUACAAGCGCUUAGUCACCUGUUUCACCAAAAUGCUCACUCAAAAAACUCAUCCAGGUCACCACUCACAUUUUGCCUUUCUUAAAGUCUGUUAAUAUGCAUAAGAUAAUGUAAGAAAUUAGCCUGAGUCAUUAUGCAUCAUCUUGUAGCCACACCAGUCAUGUGAAAAACAUAAUGACUGGAGCUUAAUGAUUGCUCUUCAUUUUACUUGGAUUUUGCCUUUGUGGAGUGACUUUAGGGGAACUCAAUAUGUCACCCAAAACAGCAACAGGGUUUGGUAAAAAGAAUGCGAAGAAAAGAAAGUCUGUCAUGUUGUCAUGCGGUAAACCGAAUGUAGUUAAGCAUGUUGAGUGCUGUGGUUCUGUGAUUCAGAUAGGACAAACUGCCUUAUUAUUGUAUGAUAUCACUCAAAUGUACAUUUCAGGUGAUUUGGGGUGCCAUCCAAUAGUCCAAAAAAUCCACUAAUCCAAACAGGUGUGGUGGAUCCUCGGCUGUUUGGAUUAAUUGGAUUUUUAAUGUAAUAUGCAAAAUUACUUAUACAAGCUAAAUAAAAUUCAGAUCAUCUUAAUAGUGUAUUGUGCAUAUACACAAUCCACUUAAAGUGCUGUUGUAAAUUGUUUUGUGCCAAAAGGUGAAAAAAUCCUAUUAAAGAUUCUUAGGAUUUAUUUAGAAUCUCAAUGUCGAAACAAUGCAAACGUCCAGUCAUAAUUAUCUUCUGAAUCGGAACAGUUAAACAAAAGAAUAAACAUGGUUAUAUAUAACUAAUUAUGUUACAGUACACCACAAAGGCAGAGAUGCUGAGAAGUAUAAAACAGUAGCACAAAGGCUUGUAGUUUGUAACACACACUGAUACAGGUCAUGAUUAUGACUUAGGAUUAGUUAUUGAUUAACAUGUGAGAAGUUUUAUAAUAAUUAAUGUCUUACUAUUAUUAUUAUUAUUAUCAUCAUCAUCAUCAUCAUCAUCAUCAUCAUCUCUUACGGUUGUUUACACAAGGGAUAACAGGUUGUUCUGUACAAUGCAUGAGUAAGCAGACGUGUUGCUUCUCAUUGACUGACCUGUAGCAAGGGGUCAAGGCCAUAUGUCCAGGGGUGCUGAAUGCUGGUGUUGUUGGGACUUGUACCAUCAACACUAGGUCAUCUGUUACUGCUGAGGGAAACAUCUCAUAACAGAACGCAGCUUCUUUGUGAAAACUUCGGAUUAUCUUCAUGCUUGAAUGCAAAUAUGACCUGUACCUUGGGUUCUUUCUGUUUAGUAGUUAAUACUUUAUGGAAGUCUUCAGUGCAUGGAGAAACAAUACAAAGUGGGUGUUAGUGUAUGAUUUACUUCAUGAUCUUGGUACCCUAAUUUCAGGAUUUCAUUAUGCAACCAAGGGAUGUCAGAGCCACUAAUAAUUUAUCUAUUUUUUUUUUUUUUUUUUUUUUUUUGCCUGUGAAACUCAUAUAUU